Myxocyprinus asiaticus (Chinese sucker) is the source of this 1392-nucleotide messenger RNA. RefSeq names its product speriolin-like protein. The record is from RefSeq and is a predicted model, not a curated record. The coding region runs from base 187 to 1122 and encodes 311 amino acids. NCBI's taxonomy places the organism in Eukaryota, Metazoa, Chordata, Actinopteri, Cypriniformes, Catostomidae. The transcript has 4 exons.
AGAAACUGAUCAUUUUGCAGUGGUAUCUUCAUUUUUUCAAGAGCUGUAUUUGUUUUAUUGAUACAUUUUUAUGCAAUAUGCUUACUUUUGAGAAGGAAAUCAAGAUUUUAUUGACUAAUUAAGUGUUUUUGGGUAUUGCUUUUUCUACCUGUAAAUUAGAUUCAUUUACAACAAUUCCACGCUUUUAUGACGCGUUUCGCUUAUGACGUCUUAUUUUCCGAUUCUUGUGGUUCUGUUUGUCUCUCUCGAAGUCUCUCAAAGACAGAAGUUAAAUCAUUUGUGUUAUUUGUGGCAUUGGUGGAUCAGUGCACAAUGAAUGUGGAAAAUAACUCUUCGUUGCGGAUGGAAGUUGAAAAACUGCGACGCGAAAUGCGCGAGCUGAAAUUAUCGCUGCUGGAUCGCGAUACCGAAAACACGGAGCGAUCGGAGCGAUGCAGCUUUUCAUCAACUAACGAUCCGUUCAGUUAUACAGACAGGAGAACACAGAUUAAUUGGCAGGACACUGUGGAUGAGGGAAAAUUAAGCAAUGGCCUGUUGAUGAGGCCCCACAAGACGUCCUCUCCCCUAAACCUGCUUCACACAGAUACAACCAUCCCACAAGAAGGAUCUGCACUCACUAAUGAAGAGCUGCCAAGCUGCUCCUUCAUAUGCCAGAAGCUGAAAGAUCCGAGGAGGAUACUGGGUGAAAUUGCUUUCCAGCUGGACCGUCGAAUCCUCUCAUAUGUUUUCCGGGAACAGUCUAGACUGUAUGGAUUCUCCGUGCAGAACAUACGUGAUAAAAUAGAGCAGGUCUCCACACACCCCCUGACAGGAAAGGUGGAUGAAGAAUACAAGUUUCAGCUGUCAAAGCGACACAUGGAGAUCAUGGAUAGACUUUGUACGCUGGGGUACAACAUCACCCUGCACCCCCCCUUCACAGAGUUUCUCGUCAACUCAUUCGGCAUUCUGAAGGAGCUGCCUGACGUGUACGGCGAACAAGAACCGGCCUUUAACAAUCCCAAGUUCUUACGUAGAGUGAUUGUUGAAACUGCCCCAUCCAAACUGCUCAGAGAACUCCUACUUCUUCUCAGCUGUCUGUGUUUCAUGGCGAAACAGGAUGGGAAGAGUCUCUUUCUGUGGUAGAGAGCGUACGGACAUCUGCACUCAGUCAGCAUAACCCUUCUUCCUUUACCAGUAAGGAAACUCCUUCCCGCAGAUCCUGCUAAAGCAAUGCUUUCAAAUAAACAACGUAUUGCAAGAUAACACUGAGCCUUCUUUGUUUACACGAGCAAUGUCAGAUUUAACAUAUAAUAAUAUGCAAGAUACUUGUUGUAUUAAAAUUGAAUUAUAAUUAGUGCUGUUGAUUUAGUGCAUUAAAAAAUAAUAACGCAAUUAGUCAUGCCCCCAAUGUGU